Messenger RNA from Puccinia triticina, 261 nucleotides. RefSeq lists its product as uncharacterized. Bases 1 to 261 code for a protein of 86 amino acids. NCBI's taxonomy places the organism in Eukaryota, Fungi, Basidiomycota, Pucciniomycetes, Pucciniales, Pucciniaceae. The record is from RefSeq and is a predicted model, not a curated record. The transcript is spliced from 2 exons.
AUGCUUCGUUUCCCGACUUCGAUUCCUCUCAGACCCGCCGAGUUUAAUGAGUUUAAAGAAGCGAUCCUCUCUCAGAAGGAUUCUCAAGACACGGGACCAGCACCAGCCCAAUCGUCGAGCGCCCAACCCAACUCAGUCGACCAAGCUGUCGAACGUGAGCGUAAGGAACUCCGUGAGCGCGCUCAGAAGUCGAAGGCCGAGCGUAUCGGUAGAACCAGAAAUACAAUUCUGCCCGAGUAUCUGAGAAGAUUCCGAGAUUGA